CCCGCCCGGCGCCGCGCCACCGUCCCGACCACCGUAACCGCCUCCUCUCCUCCCUCCCUAGCUCCCUGCUCCGCCCGCUCUCGCCGUCGCCGCCGACGCCUCCCCGGCUGCUCGGCUCUUCCUCCGAGCCCCUCCCCCUCGCCGUCUCCUGUUUCCAGGCGACAGGCGCGAUGAGGAAGAGGGAGAGGGCGGCGGAUGAGGAGGAAAAGGCGCCGAAAUCGCCGCGCCCGACCGUGGGCGGGAAGUCGCUGGCGUCCAUGGGCCUGCAGGGCGUGGUUGUUGCGCCACUAUCAGAUUCGAGCAGCAGCAGCAGCGACAGCGACGACGACAGCGGGCGGUGCCACCACCUGACCUUGGACAGCGAUGCUGUGGAGAUGGCUGUGCUCGAUCUCAGCAUCUCCGAGGUGCCUCCGACGUGCCAUGAACCCAGGUGCGGGGUCACCUGGAAGGGAGCCGGCUACGACAAGGAAGGGAUGACGCAGUGCUUGGAGUGCCACUAUAUUGGCUGCACUCGGGGGCUGGACAGGGAAGAUCCGCGGGGGCACGCCCUCGCCCACGCCGCCAGCAGCAAGCAUUACGUUGCUCAGUGGUACGAUGUACCCAACCUGGGCUUCUGCUUCAAAUGUGUGCGCGUUAUGAGGCUCAGUGACAGCCCGGCGCUCAACCAAGAGGAGUGUUCGGAGGAGGACAGAAAGAUUAAGGAACAGCGGGCAAUGGUGGCCAGCAAAACACUGCCGGCCGGCAAGUCAAAGGACGACUGGGGAACUACGGCCAGCAGUCCAAGGGUUGAUUGGCCAACGGCAGCCAGCACUCCAAGUCCAAGGGUUGAUUGGCCAACGGCAGCCAGCACUCCAAGUCCAAGGGUUGAUUGGCCAACGGUAGCCAGCACUCCAAUGGUUGAUUGGUCAACGGUAGCCAGCAGUUCAAAGGUUGACUUGGGAAAUGUGGCCAGGAAUAUACUGGAUCAGUGGGGAAUGGGGGCUGGGAACGAUAUGGCUGAGUCUGCUAUUGGGAAUGGGUAUAUUAUCAGAGGGAUGCCGAAUUAUGGAAACACAUGCUACAUGAAUGCAUCGCUGCAGUGCCUCCUUGCGCUUGGUAAGCUCAGGACAAUCAUUCUAGGGCCGGAUGCUUCCGAUGCUCGGUUGGGAACCAUGGGUCUGGAGCUGAAGUGGUUGUUUCAAGAGACAAGCAGUGUGAAUAAUGCCAGGCGCAUGCUGGACCCACAGACGAUAUUGGGAUGUAUGCAGUCGCUUUAUCAGGAUCGGUUCGAGGUCGGAAAGAUGGAAGACAGCCAUGAGUUUCUUACAUUAUUUCACACUGGUUUGGAUAAUGAGGUGGAGGAGCUUAACCGUUCGCAUGUCCUGGAAGGGGGUGGAGUGUUCCCUACAUUUGGCCAUUCCAUUUUCAGCAGCCAGCUGAUUCAGACCAUUUCCUGUAAAAGUUGCUCAUAUAAUUCAGUUUCGUUGCCGUCAGUCCAUGGUCUCCAACUGGGGGUGCCUUCAAAGGCCUCUCCAGCCAGAAGCAAGCCUUUGCAAGUUGGUAAGUCUAUGCGCUCCUGUACCUAACUUAAAAGAACAAUG
Messenger RNA from Lolium perenne, 1580 nucleotides. RefSeq lists its product as uncharacterized. The record is from RefSeq and is a predicted model, not a curated record. Gene Ontology annotation, cellular component: cytosol; nucleus. Gene Ontology annotation, biological process: protein deubiquitination. NCBI's taxonomy places the organism in Eukaryota, Viridiplantae, Streptophyta, Magnoliopsida, Poales, Poaceae. Gene Ontology annotation, molecular function: cysteine-type deubiquitinase activity; zinc ion binding.